Messenger RNA from Leptomonas pyrrhocoris, 685 nucleotides. RefSeq lists its product as hypothetical. The transcript has a single exon. NCBI's taxonomy places the organism in Eukaryota, Euglenozoa, Kinetoplastea, Trypanosomatida, Trypanosomatidae. The record is from RefSeq and is a predicted model, not a curated record. The coding region runs from base 53 to 685 and encodes 210 amino acids.
AGAGUUGCACUAAUACGUCAAGAAAACAGCACUUCACCUUCCUUUUGCACGCAUGACUUCCGUCACGACGCCGACGGCGCCCACCGUAGCACCGUUUCUCCGACAGCUCCAGCGGAUUGCAGACCGCCUAGAGUCUUUCUCAGCAAUUCAGGAAGCCAAGAUCCUGUCUCGCCGCAGCUCCACCAGCUCUGCGACAGAUCCUGCUGAGUCUGCGUCGACUGCCGGAACUCCUCCGCAGGCGCCCUCCAGCGCCAUUCGUAGCCAUCAGCGUCGCCGCGACAGCAGCGACAGCACAGGGGCUAACGAAAACGCAAAUGAAGGGCCGACGCUGCGUCGGAGGCACGGAAGGCUUUAUGUGCGGCCAGAGGAAUACGAUUCCCUCCCGCAAGCGCUUCCAACGGUGAACUUCUAUGGUCUCUUUCCGCGUGCCGUGGGUCCGAUCGCCAACGUCGUAGUCACCUCCCCGGACGAGUAUCAGGCGCUGCUAGAUACCUGCGAGCCGGUGGAAGUGGUGAAGUCCUCACGUGAUCGCGAUGUCCGGAGAAACCGCCUGUGUAAAGUAGAUAUACAUCAAGGUGGCUUCUUUGUGUACCAGCCACAAGGGAGGAAACCACAGUAUUUUAAGCUACGUUGCGCAGAGGAAUCGUCGGAUGUGUACGGCUCUGCCACUUACAUCCACGCGUAG